Messenger RNA from Aplysia californica (California sea hare), 1659 nucleotides. Its product is annotated as tigger transposable element-derived protein 6. Gene Ontology annotation, molecular function: DNA binding. The transcript has a single exon. The record is from RefSeq and is a predicted model, not a curated record. Lineage: Eukaryota; Metazoa; Mollusca; Gastropoda; Aplysiida; Aplysiidae. Bases 1 to 1659 code for a protein of 552 amino acids. Gene Ontology annotation, cellular component: nucleus.
AUGCCAACACUGUCAAAAAAUUUGUACGGCAAAUAUGACAGAGAGAAUCUGGUUAAAGCCAUUGAUGCAGUUGCCAAUGGGAUGAGCUGUUCUGGGGCAGCUCGUCAAUUCGGCAUUCCCAGGAAGACCCUUGCCGAUCAUGUUUCGGGACGAUCGAAGCUGGAAAGAAGGGCUGGGAGAGAGAGAAGCAUCCCCGAAGCCAUUGAAAACAAAAUAGUAGAUAAGGUCAUCGCUGCUGCGGCUGCUGGAUUCCCUAUCACCAAGCAGCAAUAUUUACUGAAAGUAGGAUCAGUUGUCAGCAAGCUGCACCUGAAGACCCCCUUUACAAAUGAAGUUCCUGGAAAGGAUUACUGGUUGCAGCUAAAGAAAAGGCAACCUGAUAUUGCAAUUCGCACUCCGGAGAACUGCUUAUCGAGCAGAUUAGCUAUGAUGAAAAGGGACGUGGUUGACAGAUAUUUUGGAGAUCUGCACAAGAUCAUAACUGAGUUGGGAUUACGAGAGAAGCCAGCACAGAUCUGGAACUGCGAUGAAACGGGCCUCACAUUCUGCCAGGAUGCUUCAAAGGUUCUGGCUGCAAAAGGAGCCCGGAAUGUAGUGACCAGGUGCAGUCCGUCCAAAGACAACAUUACCACCUUGGUAUGUGUUAACGCCGCAGGUUCUGCCAUGCCCCCUAUGUGCGUCGUCAAGGGAAAAACGAACAGGUCCAUCCAUUCCUUUGCUAUCCAGGACAGCCCAGAAGGCACCAUUUGGGCCUAUCAAGAAAAUGGUUGGAUGAACGACGACAUUGGGGUGCAAUGGUUUCAGCAAGUUUUCCUCCCCAACUGCGGAGACUCAAGGCCUCAAUUGUUGAUCCUAGACUCACACCACAGCCAUGAGGUCCUGGAACUUCUCGAGAUGGCGAAGGAACAGUUGGUCCAUGUUUUGGCUCUCCCCCCUCACACCACACAUAUGCUCCAACCUCUGGACCGGGUGGUAUUUAAACCAUUCAAGACAGCCUACAGACGCCACUGCACAGAAUUUUUAACUGCCAAUCCAGGGAAAACCAUAAAUAAAGUGACAUGGCCAAGCCUUCUUUCCAAAACCUGGAUGUCAACUUUGAAGCCAGAGUUAAUACAAAAGGCUUUCGAAGCUACUGGAAUCCACCCUGUAGACAAGACAAGAAUACCUGAAUCGGCUUUCUUGCCAGGAGAUGCUUAUAGGGCUGCAGUUGCAACAGCAUCAUUGUCAUCAACAGAAUCUGAACCUGCAGUUGCAACAGCAUCAUCGUCAUCAACAGAAUCUGAACCUGGAUCUGAACCUGCAGCAACGCCAACACCAUGUCCCAUGGAAGUGGAAGAGCAAACUAUUGAUGAUGUUGGGGACGUCUUGACGAUAUCAAUGCAUGAAAUAAGGAAUCUUGAUUUCUUCAACUUCACCGUUAACGUCGAAGGAGAAGAUGUCAACAUUGAUGAUAUUGUCAAUGAAUCAUCACCAACCGUCACCGACACUCAGCCAGAAACCAACCCAACUCAACUCCCGGAGGCAAACUACUGGAACCAAACCGUAAAUGAAAUUUUUGGCAUUGCUUCCCAGUCCCCAGGAAACACAACCACUUGGAAAUCAAGAGCGAUUCCAUCUCACAGACUAUUAACAUCUGAACAGGUGCUCCAGGAGAAAUGA